AUGUUACACUACUUAUAUGUAAUAUGUAUUUCAUUAAAAUUCAGCAGUGGUCUGGAUAUAUUUGGAUCCUCCUGUGUUACGCCGCCUCUAUUAUGUCCAAAUGAAAACAUUACAUUUUGGCUAUAUACACGGAAAACAGCAGAUACUCCCACGGAAAUCAAAACAAAAGAUAUCGAAUCGAUACGCUCCGCUCCGUGGGUGAAGAAUGCUCCAAUCAAAAUUCUAAUCCAUGGUUACACGGGGCAUAGAGACUUCUCUCCUAACACGGAAAUACGACCAGCAUACUUCGAUUGCUGUGACUACAACAUCAUAUCCAUAGACUAUAAUCCAUUAGCUUUAGAGCCAUGCUACAUCCAAGCAGCCGCCAAUACAGAGCUGGUAGGUAUGUGCACAGCCCUCCUGAUUGAUGAGCUGGUGAAUGAAGGCUUCAGACUGGAAGACAUUCACGUUAUAGGGUUUAGUCUUGGUGGUCAGGCAGCCGGGUUUAUUGCUAAUUAUAUACAGUCAGGUCAAAUUGUGAGAAUAACAGCACUCGACCCAGCCUUACCGCUAUUCGUGACACUGGACAAAGACAAGAAAAUAGAUGCUAGCGAUGCUAAAUUCGUAGAUGUACUUCAUACGAAUUCGUUACAAAAAGGAAAAUUGGAACGUUCUGGCCAUUUAGAUAUCUUUGCUAAUAAUGGCGUAGAUCAACCGGGUUGUUCAUCUACUGAAAAUCAAACCGAAUCCGCCUGCAGUCACUCCAGAGCUCCAUUGUAUUAUGCAGAGUCUAUAACAACGAAGACUGGCUUCUACGCUUCAAAAUGCUACUCGUGGUUUACAUAUAUCUUGGGUUUGUGCCACCUUAUUGGCACAGAAGAUGAGAUACUUGUCGGUGAAUAUGUUUCCAAAAAUGAAUCUGGCGUAUAUUUCUUUUCUACGAACUCCGAAUCGCCGUAUGCACGUGGACCGUCCAAUUCCUCAAACUAUUCUGAUGUUUACGACGACUCUUAUGAGAACAACUCACUAAUUUCAUCAUUAUCUACCUCUUUAUUUGGAUGA
Pieris macdunnoughi is the source of this 1041-nucleotide messenger RNA. The record is from the annotation of a GenBank genome assembly. Lineage: Eukaryota; Metazoa; Arthropoda; Insecta; Lepidoptera; Pieridae.